Molecule: messenger RNA, 1035 nt
Organism: Penicillium canescens
Lineage: Eukaryota; Fungi; Ascomycota; Eurotiomycetes; Eurotiales; Aspergillaceae
Product: transaldolase
Exons: 3
Coding region: 1-1035 (344 amino acids)
Biological process (GO): pentose-phosphate shunt; carbohydrate metabolic process; pentose-phosphate shunt, non-oxidative branch
Cellular component (GO): intracellular anatomical structure; cytoplasm
Molecular function (GO): transaldolase activity
Source: RefSeq, a predicted model, not a curated record
AUGUCUUCCGCUCUCGAGCAGCUCAAGAACUCUGGUACCGUUAUUGUCUGCGACUCUGGUGACUUUGCCACAAUCGACAAAUACAAGCCCCAGGAUGCCACUACCAACCCCUCCCUGAUCCUAGCUGCUUCCAAGAAGCCCGAUUAUGCCGCCCUCAUUGAUGCCGCUGUCUCCUAUGGCAAACGGAAGGGUAAUACCAUUGACGAGCAGGCCGAUGCCACUGUAGAUCGCCUCCUCGUCGAGUUCGGCAAGGAGAUCCUCAAGAUCAUUCCCGGCAAGGUCUCGACCGAGAUCGACGCCAAGCUGUCCUUCGAUACCCAAGCCUCCGUAGACAAGGCCUUGCACAUCAUCAAGGUCCACAUCCUUCCACUUGUUAUACAAUUACGAAUCGUAAAUGCUAACUGUAUUCAACAGCUAUAUGAAGAGGAGGGUAUCUUUAAGGAUCGCGUCCUGAUCAAGAUCGCCUCCACGUACGAGGGCAUCAAGGCUGCCCACAUCCUGCAGGCCGAUCACAACAUAAAUUGUAACCUGACACUCAUUUUUUCCGAGGUUCAAGCCAUUGCUGCCGCCGAAGCCGGGGCGUUCCUGAUAUCUCCAUUCGUUGGUCGUAUUCUGGACUGGCACAAGAAUGCCUACAAACGCGACUACACCGCCCAGGAGGAUCCCGGUGUCAAGUCCGUUCAAGCGAUCUUUAACUACUACAAGAAGUACGGCUACAAAACUAUCGUCAUGGGCGCUUCUUUCCGCAACGUCGGCGAGGUCACCGAGCUAACUGGCUGCGACUACCUGACUAUCUCGCCCCACCUCUUGGAGGAACUGUACAAUUCCACCGCUGUCGUGCCUAAGAAACUCGACUCUGCCCGGGCCGCCGGGCUGGACAUCCCUAAGCGCGAAUACCUCCACAAGGAGGCCGAGUUCCGCUUCGACUUCAACGAGGAGACUAUGGCCGUCGAGAAGCUGCGUGAGGGCAUCUCGAAGUUUGCCGCUGACGCCGUCAUUCUUAAAAAUUUGCUCAAGCAGAAGCUUCAGGUUUGA